GUAGCUAAGGCUGUCCCGUGCAGGACGAUCCUUCCGCUGUUGCCAGUCUCCCAUCUUCCCGUUUUUUUCUUUCUUUCUGAAACGGCAGACUUUUGUUUUUUUGUUGUGGCGAGAAAAGCAGCGCAAGUCAAUUGAAAAGGUGUGAUUGAAUCAAGGCUUUUGUUAUCGUAAGAAAUGCCUUCGACCAGUUGGCGUUCGCAUUUCCUACCGUCGUGCAGCGUGGCCGAACUGCAGGACAUUGCCGACGGCAUGUCGGGAUUUGUGCUACCAACCGAACCGGCAAACGAAGUCUAUCCGGGAGUUCUCCUCGGUGAUGCACCGACGGCGCUAUCAACGUACAAACUGAAUCAACUCGGCGUGACUCACGUCGUCAACGUGGCCCAGGCGCCGACCAUCUCCAUGUACCCACCGUCCGAUACUCUGAAACAUUCCAAAUGGCAAGACUGGGGAGCUGUCGGCGGGUUCGUCCGCACAUCCGAGGCUUAUUACAGACACGUUGGAAUGGAAUUUCUGGGAAUUCCGGCCUACGAUACGAUCACUUUCAACUUGUCCAGGUAUUUCUACGAAGCCGCUUGUUUCAUUGACGAAGCUCUCGCAUCCGGAGGUACCGUUUUGGUUCACUGUCACGCGGGAAUCUCCCGCAGCGCUACCAUCGUUGCCGCUUUCCUCAUGAUCAAGCGCGGCAUGACGGCCCAGGAAGCCAUCAGAAUCAUCAGGUCCCGACGCCCGAUCCGUCCCAACUCAGGCUUCAUGCAGCAGUUGUGUGACUUGAACGAGACCCUAUUGGGCGAGAGAAGGCGGGCCAGGGCUGAUUUGGCCGCUAGAAAUGGUGGCACUUCGGUCGCUGUCCUUUGAUUUCUUACCUUUUUUUUUCUGCGUGUGUGUCGAAUUCUAAACCGAAUUCUUCACUGAAAUCCAUCAUCGUCGAUAUUGCUCCGGGGAUUCUUCUUGACGUUCUUCAUUUUUUUUUUUCCUUAUCUUUUCUCCUGCUGUUCUUCUUCUUCUUCUUUCCUAUCCAUUCUGUAACGCACUUUUUUAUGGGCCAAUACAAUCAAGCAGUUGAUGUCGUAA
Daphnia magna is the source of this 1071-nucleotide messenger RNA. RefSeq names its product dual specificity protein phosphatase 3. Gene Ontology annotation, cellular component: cytoplasm. The record is from RefSeq and is a predicted model, not a curated record. The coding region runs from base 175 to 855 and encodes 226 amino acids. Gene Ontology annotation, molecular function: MAP kinase phosphatase activity; protein tyrosine/serine/threonine phosphatase activity. The transcript has 5 exons. Gene Ontology annotation, biological process: protein dephosphorylation; negative regulation of MAPK cascade. NCBI's taxonomy places the organism in Eukaryota, Metazoa, Arthropoda, Branchiopoda, Diplostraca, Daphniidae.